CAAAAUAUUCUUACUCGCCAAACAGUUCUUCACAGGUCAGACCCACUAACUCACGCUUCCUAUUACGGCUGGAUACGCAUCCGCACGGAGCAAGAGUAUACUUCAAGGGACUUUGGGCCUACAAGGAUGGAGCUCAAGGUGACCGUCGAUGGUGUCCAGCGUAUUGUCUGCGGAGUCACAAAGAAGACCACAUGUCAGGAAGUAGUCAUCGCUCUGGCCCAAGCCCUGGGACGUCCAGGUCGGUACUCUCUAAAGGAAAAAUUAAAGGAGUACGAGCGCAGCAUGACCCCCAGUGAGCACCUCCUAGAAUCUCUGGAAAAGUACGGUCAGCAAGCUAGGGAGGUACAGCUCACCCUGCAACAUCUUGGGCCUUCAAAAGUGGAGGACAAUGUACUCUCUAGUGCUGGUACUCGGCUAAGGAAGUCAGAGGUGGGAAGCAAAAACUGGGCAGCAAGGAGAGCUGGUUAUGUACAUCGCCAAAGCCUGCCACCCUUGUCUCGUCUAAGGUUAGACGCAGAGCCACCUCACACAGUUGAGGCCAAGGGGCAAAAACGCAAAUCUUUUACACUGGUGGAGGAAGCGAAGGGCUGGCUGGAGAGCCUGGGCUGGAAUGGGAGGUUCCAGAGGAUACAGCAGAAAGAAAAGGGUUUGGAUACGGAGAAGACAGAGAGCCAUCGGUGUCCCGAAGGUGACUCUGGGCAGCUCUCCUCCACAGUGGUGUCACAAGAAAGAGGAAACUGUAAAUCCCCCACAGUUACCACACAUCAGAAGAGGGAAAGUCUCCUUUGUGAGACUGACAGUAGGGCCAAGGGUUCCGGCAAGAAUGAAGAGACAAAGAGUAUGCAGCUCCCAACUCAUAAAGUAAAUGAGGAACAGGAUGCAUUGCGAACACUGUUGGUUUGCCAGCAGGCCAGUCUGCAUGAACUGCAGGUGCAAAUUGGCGCAGUUGAGGCUCAGAUUAAGUUGGAGGAGGAACAUCAACUGGAGAAGGAGCAAGAAUUCUUUCAGCAGACAGUAUAUGAGGAGGAUGAGUUGCAGUACUGGGAGAAUGAACUGAGAGCAGAGGCGGCCUACGAGCAAGACCUGCAGCAGCAGUUUUUGGAGAUGAAGCGGAAGGCUGCGGAAUGUAAGGCAAGGCUGGAAGAAUACAAAUUCCGACUCCACGGCCUGGGGGAAGGGCAGAACCUUAACUUUGCUGUUCCACAAGGCGAGGAUUUGGAUACUGGGUACUCUGAUUCACCAAUCAGAGGGGGUUUUCAAGAGGGAGAGGAGAAGCUUUUGCAAGCAGGGAACAGAACUGAAAGUUCCACAACUCUGGCUCCCAUUGGAGAGCCCUGUUCAUCCUUGGGACACUUUUUGAGAUGUCAGAACAUACACACAGGACCCAGUGCGCCGGAACAACUUCGUGAGAAAUGCUGGGUGAGAAAUGCCAUGUUUCGCUGCUCAGAAGUGACAAUGUAUACGAGUAGCACAAGGGUCUGAAAGAAGGGUGGGGGUCCUCUUGUGGUCACUACUGUGGUUAACCUGCAUAUACAUUUAAAUACAGUGCUUUUACUUCAAUAGACCUAGUGCUCUUUACCAUUAAGUUACCAUUUAACUGCAUAAAGUUCCCAUAAAAAGCCAUAAUAAAAAGUUUGAUUUCUGGGGACUCUGUUCUGGGGAACAAUUAGCAUCAGUUCUCUAAAUGCAAUAGGCGCAAAUGAACAUCUAAGAACAUCGAGGUACAGUGUAAAUCCUUAAUUGUAUUGAAAUGUUCACUUUUUGUUAAGUUCCAUGGGAAUCCAAUCCACUCUCAUUUCUUGCACCAAGGAGAAUAAAUAUACUCAAAAAAGGGGAAGUGGGACUACGUUCCUAACCAGAAAACACUGAAAUUCACAAUUCUAAAAAUCAGACUUAAAGGUACACAGCAAAAGCAAAUGAAGAGACGACAUACAUUAAUGUUCCGUAAAACGUUUAUUUAAGUUUCAUUCAAGACCAUUAACAAAAGUACACAGGAGCGUGUGCAAGGCCCAGCCCGAGCCUGACCACCUCCACGGUUUUGUUCAUUAUAACAGUAAUAACACCAUGUGCCACUGAAGGGGCGGCACUCUCUCACCGAUCCCUCCAGCUCACAGAAUUCAAAAUCUCAAUCGCUUUUCCCCCAGAUCAACCCCCCCAUCUCCCCCCUUCAAUUUAAGCAAGUUCUUGAAUUAUAUGAUGAAGUGGGGGGGGGGGGGGGCAGGGG
Brienomyrus brachyistius is the source of this 2224-nucleotide messenger RNA. RefSeq names its product Ras association domain family member 11 (gene rassf11). Lineage: Eukaryota; Metazoa; Chordata; Actinopteri; Osteoglossiformes; Mormyridae. The record is from RefSeq and is a predicted model, not a curated record. The transcript is spliced from 3 exons. Bases 127 to 1482 code for a protein of 451 amino acids.